AUGAACUCCUUUCGCGUCGCCCGCGCAGCUCUGAGAGCUCGCCCCUCAGCUCUGCGGCUGCCGAUUCAGCCCCUGCAGCGACGUACCUACGCCGAAGCUGUUCCCGACAAGGCUCGUGUCCUCAAUCAAGCUCAGCUUGUCCCUCCCUCAUCAGGUACGAACCUCCGCCGAUUGCGAUCCACCGAGCUCGGAGCAGUCCCGAGAGCGUCCGGCCUCUCCUCAAUCUACACAUCCCAAAAUGUCGUCCAAGUCAACAUCCCCGCCGAGUCUGGAGAGAUGGGUGUCCUCGCCAACCACGUUCCGUCGAUCGAGCAGCUGAAGCCGGGUCUGAUUGAAGUCAUCGAGGAGACCGGUACCAGCAAGCAAUUCUUCCUGUCUGGCGGCUUUGCUACUGUCCAGCCCAACUCGUCAAUGAGCAUCAACGCGGUCGAAGGUUACCCUCUGGAGGACUUCAGCGCCGAUGCCGUUAGAUCUCAGAUCACCGAAGCCCAGAAGGUCGCAAACGGCGGUGGCAGCGAACAGGACAUCGCAGAGGCGAAGAUCGAGCUGGAGGUUUUGGAGAGCUUGCAAGCCGUUCUGAAAUAG
This is a messenger RNA of Anthostomella pinea, 585 nucleotides long. NCBI's taxonomy places the organism in Eukaryota, Fungi, Ascomycota, Sordariomycetes, Xylariales, Xylariaceae. The record is from the annotation of a GenBank genome assembly.